This is a messenger RNA of Soboliphyme baturini, 306 nucleotides long. NCBI's taxonomy places the organism in Eukaryota, Metazoa, Nematoda, Enoplea, Dioctophymatida, Soboliphymatidae. The record is from the annotation of a GenBank genome assembly.
AUGACGUGCAAAAGACGAAACCACGGACGUAGUAAAAAGGGCCGCGGACACGUUAAGUUCAUCCGAUGCACAAACUGCGGUCGAUGCACGCCCAAAGACAAAGCGAUCAAAAAGUACGUUGUCCGCAAUAUUGUCGAAGCGGCCGCUGUGCGCGACAUCAGCGACGCCAGUGUUUACGAAAUUGUCAGGAAUCGAUCUAGAGAGGCUCGCAAAGACCGAACACCACCUCCUCGAUUUCCACAGAAGGUCACGCCGCCGAUGCUGCGUCCUGGAGUUCCGGGAGUCCCUGGACGUCCGCCAAUAUAA